This is a messenger RNA of Eutrema salsugineum, 1742 nucleotides long. RefSeq lists its product as uncharacterized. Gene Ontology annotation, molecular function: phosphoprotein phosphatase activity. The record is from RefSeq and is a predicted model, not a curated record. The coding region runs from base 114 to 1544 and encodes 476 amino acids. The transcript has 8 exons. Lineage: Eukaryota; Viridiplantae; Streptophyta; Magnoliopsida; Brassicales; Brassicaceae.
ACAAAAGCGACUCUUGAGAUUAAAAGAAACCCUAAAAUCCUUUCCGCUCCUUAAUCUUCUUCACUCUCGCUCGUCUACUUCCUUCCAUUUCCGAAAAUUCAAACCUUGUGCUAAUGGCCAACCUCGAACAAUCUCAGAGUCGGUGUGUCUUUGUGAAUACGAACCUUGAAACCUAUGUUGGGGUUCUCCUCGGCAAAGAUGAAACAAGCUCUGAUUUCAAAGAAAAUUUACUCAAGAAGCAUCAGGAAUGCUAUCCUGAGAUUGGUGAAAUCGAAAUUUCUGCUCUGAAGGUUAAAUGCCGAAAUCGGUUCUUUCAUUGCCAUGAUUCAGCGAUUUUGAGUAAAGUUUUUCAAGGCAUCAUUAGUGACUGGUAUGUGUAUGUGGAUGCUGUCAAAGUAGCAAUCGUUGAAAACAAUGAGCCUCUUGAGACUGAGAAGGAGAAGGAGGUGGAGACUGCAACAAAGAAGAGAAAAAGGGAAACUUUGGAUGGAGAAACAAGUGGGAAGAAGAUGCACUCAGAUGUGACUGAGAGUAAGGAGUUGUGUGAAAAAGUAGAGGCUGAAGUUGAAGAUACUUUCAUAGCUUCCGGUUCUCAGAUUGUUGAAGAUUCUCAUCAGAGAAACUAUGGAAAGGGAGAAGGUGAUCAGGAUGUUUCGAGAGAGGAAGGUGUUGUUGGUGACGUAAACACGAGUAAGAAUAAGAUGAGGAAGAACAAGCAGAAGAAAAAAAAGCCUAGCGAGUCUGAGAAGAUUGAGAAGACUGAUGAUGAUGUUCCUGUACAAAGGAAUGAGGAAAAAGCAGACUUAGUCGGGGAAGCAUCGUUAUCAAGCUCUGUGUUAGUAAACAAUAGCGUGAGUCAAGGAGUAGAUUCAAGUAGAUGCACAUGUCAAAGUUUCAUAAGCAGAAAGCUGAUUGUAUUGGAUUUGAACGGAAUCCUCGCUGAUGUUGUUUAUGGGUCUAAUGUUCAACGCGCUCCAGAUAGUCAUGUAGCAGGCAGAUCAGUUUUCGAGAGACCUUUUCUUGGUCCUUUUCUUGACUUCUGCUUUGAGAGAUUUGAAGUUGGGAUAUGGUCUUCCAGGCGCACUGGAUUGGAAUCUUUGAUUUACAACAUCUUGAAGACCUAUUCGAAAAAAGUGUAUUUCUGUUUCGAUCAAGGUAUGUGCACUACCACAAGGUUCAAGACUCUGGAGAAUAGUUCAAAACCUCUAUUCCUUAAGGAUCUAAGAAGAGUGUGGGAGCGUGUAGGGACAUGUGUCAGUUGUGGCAAAGUAAAAUACGAUGAGUCAAACACCUUAUUGAUUGAUGACUCACCCUACAAGGCUUUGUGUAAUCCUCCACACACUGGAAUCUUUCCUCUCCCGUACAAGUACUCAGACCAUGAAGAUUCUGUGUUGGCUGGUGAGCUAUUAACGUACUUGGUAAAGUUAGCGGACGUGGACAAUGUUCAAAAGUUUGUAGCGGAGAAUCCUAUUGGCCAGGCGGCCAUAAGUGAGACACAUGAAUCUUGGGAGUUCUACUCUCAGGUGAUCGAGGAAUAUAAGUAAAUCUAUCCAGGGGACUAAUGACUGACUAAGCUAGGUUCUAAUUUAUAACUCUUUGGAAUGAUGUAAUGGUGAAGUGAUUAUGCGUUUUUUGUUAUCUAAAAACUGCUAAAAGCAUUUUCCAGAGAAUCCAUCGACCCUUCAAGGGCAUUUUGUAGCUAUUGUUAAUUUCUGGAAUGCAUUUGAAUCAAAUAUGAGAUU